UUUUUUGGCAAUGGUCUUCUUUCUAGCAAGUACUUCGUAUCAUCAGGUCUGCAUCGGCUUCACGUUCUGUUUCUCGUGAUACAAGGCGCGCAGAUGUAUGCCAGGACCAUACUGCCGCCCAAGGCAAGAGCAAUCAUAGCCAGGGUCGUCCAUGUGGUCGAGCUCGAGGUGACGCGGUUCGGCACCAGCCUCUUUAUCGUCGGCAACUCGACGACCUCCUCGGUCGACAGACCCCACCUUCUGGCCUUGGCGAUCAGUGAUCUCAGGCGCCGCGACGCUUUCUCGCAGGACCUCUUCGACGUCCGCUUAGAUAAGCCGUCUAAACAGUUCCCGAAGUGUCCCAUAAUACCGCGACGUGUCUCAUUCUUAAAUCAAUCCAAGUACUGAGACAAGUUUCGGACAUCGAAGCCCAAGAAUUCUUAGAAUCGGGCGGCGGGCGCAUAAAUCGACGCACGAGUCCUGUCUCCUUCGCCUAAUGCUAUAUCAUGGCCUGCGUCAUUUUCGUGGGAGAUAUUAUAUCUUCCAAAAUUUAAACAGCCCUCCCAAUUUGCGCCGUGCCCCGACUUGAAAAAAAACGGAUUUUUUCUGGUAGAUUAGCAUUGUACGACGAUUGAUGAUGCGAUCCUCGUUCUGACGAGCUUUGCUCAUUAUGGGCACUUUUGUGUUGUCACAAACUUUUCGGCAUAAUUAGUCCAAUCAUAUAACUGUUUUUGAUAGAUUUGUCAUUGUUAAAUGAGGCUCAUCUUGAAUUAUGUGUAGAAAAGUUACUCUUUUAUAAUUGUUCAUUAGCAGUUUACAUAGCUUUCUUAAUACAUAUUCUUCAAGAGAAACGAUGCAGCCCAAAUGAUUAU
Molecule: messenger RNA, 851 nt
Organism: Monomorium pharaonis (pharaoh ant)
Lineage: Eukaryota; Metazoa; Arthropoda; Insecta; Hymenoptera; Formicidae
Exons: 1
Coding region: 94-387 (97 amino acids)
Source: RefSeq, a predicted model, not a curated record